Molecule: messenger RNA, 2319 nt
Organism: Sporisorium graminicola
Lineage: Eukaryota; Fungi; Basidiomycota; Ustilaginomycetes; Ustilaginales; Ustilaginaceae
Exons: 1
Coding region: 1-2319 (772 amino acids)
Cellular component (GO): endoplasmic reticulum
Molecular function (GO): mannosyltransferase activity
Source: RefSeq, a predicted model, not a curated record
AUGCUGCUGUGGCUUGUCCUGCUCACGUUCUGCGCAGUGCUCAUCCCCAUCAUCGCAUUGCUGUGUCUCUGUAUCUACAUCUCGGCCUACCGCUCCUGCUCGCGUUCUACCUCCUCCAACAAACCAUGCCUCGGUCGAUCAGCAGCCGUAGUUGUGUUGGGUGACAUCGGUAGAAGCCCACGGAUGUGCUUCCACGUCGAAUCGCUCGCCAACGAAGGCUGGAAGGUCGCCAUCGUCGGCUACCCUGGAUCGGCGCUCCCACCCCCGCUCCAACGCUCGUCCAUCAAGCAGCACCAUCUACGCAGCCCUCCAGCAUGGAUCGCGCGUCUACCCAGAGCAGCGUUCAUCGCAGCUGCGCCGUUCAAGCUGCUGCUCCAGGCCGUGUCGCUGUUUGCCGAGCUCACGACGCAGGUUCACCCCCCGCCGGAAUUGGUGCUGGUUCAGACGCCGCCUGCGCUGCCGACGCUGCUGGUGGUCAAGGCGGCGGCUGCGCUGGUCAAGGCGAGGGUGAUCAUCGAUUGGCACAACCUUGCGUAUACAAUUCUGGCGCUCAGGCUGGGAGGGAAGAGCAAGCUGGUCAGGCUGGCAGAGCGAUUGGAGCAGUGGAGUGGGCGCAAGGCGUAUGCGCACCUGUUUGUCACCGAGGCGAUGAAGAACCACUUGGAUCUCAACUGGAAGUUGGAGGGGCAGAAAGUGGUGUUGCACGAUCGGCCACCGUCUCAUUUCCGAAGAGCAACGCUGGCCGAGACACACACGCUGAUGGGCAAGGUCAUCCCGCAGAUCCAGCCGAGCAUCGGCGACGACUGGUUGCCGCCGUACGAGUUUCCAGAAUCGACGCCAUUUACCAAGCAGCAGGGUGAAUUGCAGUGGCGAGAUGACCGUCCGGCGCUGGUGGUUAGCAGCACGUCAUGGACCGCGGACGAAGACUUUGGACUGCUGCUGCGAGCUGCGAGACUCUACGAGUAUCGUGCCCGAUUGCUGGCGGAUCCCCCCUCGUCUCCCUCACACUCGCGCAGCAGCACAAACGAGAGCACCUCUGCGCUCCUCUCCCCCGUCUCUGCCUCUUCUGCAGCCUCGACCUCCUCCCACAACUCCUAUACCGAUGCUGAACCCAUCCGCACAUCCAAAGAACGUCGGCGCCCCUCGAUCGGCGCCCUGCGCACGCCCACACUGCCCAACGAACCCGCCAGAUCCCUCCCAAAACUGCUCAUCAUCGUCACAGGCAAAGGCGAGCUCCGGUCACGCUACUUGCGCGAGAUUGCACACCUCGAGUCCACCGAAAGGUGGCGCUUCGUGCGCAUCCGCACCGCGUGGCUCGAGACACAGGAUUACCCGCUGCUGCUGGGAUCUGCGGAUGUCGGGGUGUCGCUGCACACGUCGAGCAGCGGACUGGAUCUGCCGAUGAAGGUGGUCGAUAUGCUCGGCUGUGGGCUGCCCGUGUGUGCACUGGACUUUGCGUGUUUGGACGAGCUCGUGACGGAUAGGUGGAACGGAGUGGUGUUUCGGGAUGCCGAGGGGCUGGCAAGGCAAUGGGAGAGCCUGUUGGCGCUCCAUCCGCUGCCGAACUGGCUGGUGACUGGUGGAGGGUUGGGAGAGCCGUUUGAGGCCCCCCCGCCGUCGCCGAUCACGGCGGGGGCGAAAGGCUUCGGUGCUGAUCCGCUGAGAGCUGCGCCGCCGCUGUCCCCGAACCCGAGCGUGACAUUGCUGCACAGUCCUGGGCUCUCACCUGUGGUGAACGGGCGGUUUGACACAGCAUCGGCUGCAGGCGCGGGGGCAGGGAAGAGGAGCCGAAGGUCGACAUGGGCCGGCAACUGGAAACACGUCAUGCGGCCGUUGCUCGAUCCGAAAACCCCAGUGGACUGCGACGACGAAUCGCAUAUCGACGGAUACCUCUCGCACACCUCCGCGCUCAAACUCCGCCCGUCUACCGGUGCCAUUUUGCAACGCAGAGCCAACAAACAUACCUACACUGCCACCGCAUCUUCUGAUCUCGACAGCAACGGCGGAGGCAGUCCGAGCAAGUCCAAGCAUCGCCGGACAAGUUAUGCCGAGGAAACGGUGCUAGAGACGGCAUCAAGGGCGUCGGAAGCACGGGCGGGGUUCGGCUUUGUCAGUCAAGCGGCGCUGAUCACGGAUGGUGAGAGUCAGAAGGGCCUGCGGCAGCGCAAGUCGGUGAGUAGGACAGACGGGGAAGGCGGUGGAGGUGGUGCGAGGUUCGAUCCGUUCUCGAUUGCUUCUCCGCUUGUCGACGUUGACGACGGCAGUGCGGGGGUGAAGGGGGAUGUGAUUCCCGCGAUCCAGGUCUCAAAGCCUGCUUGA